AGUUCAUCCUUCGUAACAAGUACAGCUUUUGAUAUGAAGCUGCUAAUAGUCCUAUCAAUUAUAGCCUGUGGCUAUGCGGACAAGUUAGACAGAGCUUAUCUACCGCCGGUUAAUGCCGCGACAGCUGGAGGUAGCCCAGGAGCUCUGAUAGCACCGGGUGCGACAUCGGUCGCAAGACCAGGCGCUAAUUUAGGACAAUCAAGUCAAGUUGAUCUCGGACAAGGAGUUUCAUCAGGACGUCAACCUGGAACUGGAUCAGGACCGUCGCGCCCGUCUACUUUCAGUGGAGUUUCUGAAAAUGUUGCGAAGGGACCUGCGUUUGGAAUUAACCAGAGUCCAAAUGGAAUCAAUCAAGGCUCAAGUGGAAUUAACCAGUUCCCAAGUACUUUAACACCUGCUGGCGGUAAAGGCAAUUUUGCGUUACUCGGAGCGAAUGCUCCCUUUGGCACUUCACAAGGUCAAACUUUUGGUUCAUCCGUUACGCCUGAUGCUAACACAUUCAAUGUUGGAAGUCAACAAACAUACAGACCUCAGUCAGAAGCACCUUCCGGCCAAACAUUUGGACAACAAGCAGUCAGCGUGGCUCAAACUUACAAACCAGAGCGUGCGCAAGCCGCAGCUGACAGAAAUGCUGAAAUCCUGAAGUAUGUGAACGACAAUAAUGGUGAAUCUUACUUAUACAGCUACGAAACAUCCAACGGAAUUUCCGCUGAAGAAUCCGGUGUCGCGACAAAUGGUGUAAAGGCACAAGGUGGUUUUUCUUAUACCGGUGAUGAUGGUCAAGCCUAUUCUCUGACCUAUACUGCAGAUGAAAAUGGUUUUCAACCACAAGGUGAACAUUUGCCCACACCCCAUCCUAUUCCUGAAGAAAUACUGAAAUCGAUUGAAGAAAAUUAUAGAGCAGCUGCUGCUGGUACUCAAGAAGGUGCGUACCGUCCAGAAGAAUACGAAAACGAAAAUUCUCCCCAGCAAUAUAACAUUGGACAGUCCUCCUUUAACCGACCGUCAAGCCAAAAUCAAGGUUCCUACCAAGCGUCAUUUUCGCAAGGUCCUAUCGGUCAAAGCAACGAAUUCCCUGGAAAUCAAGGAGUUCUUGGAGCAAGUACUAUAACUGGUCAGUCAGGUCAAUUUGGUCAAAUAAGACCUUCAAAAGGUUCUAACAUAUUUGAUAUCGCAACAGGUGGAUCAAAAGGGCCUUUUAACCAAUAUCAAGCAGAAAAUAACCAAGGCGAAGUGCAAAAGAUUCCAAGCCCUAAUCAAAUUGGUAACGUUAAACCGAAUCAAUUCGGAACAGGAUCUGUAGGUCAAAACAAUCAGUACCAAAUAAGCGUUGGCAGUAGUCAGGGUCCUUUUGGUCAAUAUUCAAACCAGGGAGCUAUCAAUCAAGGUUCAAGUCAAAGUUCCAAAGGUCAAUCAGUCGGGUAUAACUACAAUCAACCCCAAAGUGCUUUUGGAUCAGCGACCCAAUUUGGUUCAAAGGCUUCAGUUCAGAACCGUCCAGAAGGAAAUCAAGGUCCAACAACUUCAUCAUCCGGAUCUGGCAAUGUUCAAAAUACUUUUGGUAUUCAAUCUGGAAAGCUUCCAUCGUCUGAAACACCAUUUGGAUUUUCUCAAGGCUCUCAGUUUGGUCAGUCACAAAACUCUUUAAACAGGCCCGAAAAUCGGCCCUCGGGUUCAGGAGCACUUGGACAGAGCCAGCAAAAUCAAUAUAACAUAAAUAAGCCAUCAUUUGUGGCACCACAAGGAUCUCAAGUUACUCCUGGAGGUCAGGCAUCUUCUGGGCCUACAGGCUACCAAACAAAUGCAGAUCGUCCUUCAUUUGGAUCGAAUAGACCAAGCGGGACUAGUUUUCAAACUAACCAAGGCUCAAAAUACCAAUCCAAUGGUAACAAACCGACUGGUAUAACCAAUGGCCAACAAUAUCAACAAAAUGGAAACCGUCCCGUGAGUGCGAAUACCGGAUCUGGUCAAGUUGUCUCACCGCUCGGAGGAUCUUCUGGAAUAAAGAAAACAGAAUCUGGAAGCUUCUUUGGUCAAUCGAAUCAGCCUUUCGGUUCCAACAUAGGACCUGAUCAAAGUGGUACACAGUUUGGACAGAGCAGUCAGCAAUUUAACUUAGCUCAGGGUUCUAAAAGCCCAGGCCUUAUUCAAGCCCCUUACCAGUACGAUAGACCGAGUCAAUCUUUCCCACCGCAACAACAGACAGGUGUCGGCUCCGGUCAACGUCCAGGGAUCAAUUCCUUUGGAUCUUCUCAAGGAUCACGGCCAGGUGUAAGUUCUCCUGGAUCUCAGGGAAUAAGUGGACAGCAAUCGAGUUCUCAUUCACAGGGAAAUCAGGCUGGGAAUGGACGUCCUGGAUUUACAGGGAAUCAGGGAGGGAGCGGACAGCGUCCUGAUGAUCUUCCAGGGUUUCAGGGUACAAGCGGGCCAGGUGGAAGCUAUUCUGGAUCUCUUGGCGUGACUGGGCAGAAGCCCGGAACGAGCUCUCAGGCAGUGAACGGUCAACGGCCGUUCGGUAGUUUUUCGGGAACCCAAGGUUACAAUGGUCCAUCAGGAAUUACUCAAGGUGCAAGCGGCCAACGGCCGACAGCAGGAUCACCAGGUCAGAGUAACCAGGGCAGACCAGAGCAAUUCGGAGGCCCGAGACAACCACCGAGCUUCAACCCACAAGAAGGUUACAAAUACUAGUCCAAAGUUCUAGCGAAUUCUUAGUUUUAAAUAGAGAGAGCAUAAGAAAAUUUACAAAAAAAAAAAAUAUUUAACUAGCAGAGCAUAUGAAAAUGAAUCAAAAAAUAUCGCCUCGUGUCUAAUUUUAUACAUUUCAUUUUAGUAAAAUUAUGAUUGUAUGAAAACGAUAGCUUGAGAAAAUCACUGUGUGAUUGAUUAUAUUAAUAAAGAAAUAUUAUAAAA
This is a messenger RNA of Bicyclus anynana (squinting bush brown), 2910 nucleotides long. It is a transcript of the gene CPR12, whose product is annotated as hornerin. Bases 34 to 2688 code for a protein of 884 amino acids. The transcript has 3 exons. The record is from RefSeq and is a predicted model, not a curated record. Lineage: Eukaryota; Metazoa; Arthropoda; Insecta; Lepidoptera; Nymphalidae.